AUGCCACCAAGUGCAUCUGCAAGAGAUUGCGACGCAGCCAGCGAUGUUUCUUCCUGGGUUUGCGUGCCAAACAGUGGUUUCAGCGUCUUCGUGGCCGGGACUAUGCUCAAGGCCAAGGUCGGGCAGGCAUUUGAAUACCUGCAGGCCAAGGACCUGCGGAAAGGUGCCCAGAUAGUGGCCUCAGAUGAUCAGACACUUUUGGAGGUCCUCGAUGGCCCAGAGGUGCAGAGCUCCGAUGAGAUCGUAGAGUUGUGGACAGGGGAUCGGCUGCUUCGCGUAGACCGCCAACAGCAGUUCCUGGUGGCAACCGAUGAGGAGGCUGCCGCAACGUCACAAGCGAGUCCAGCUGAAAAGCUGCAUCCAGGUGAUUGGAUCAAAGUCAAUGGCCGCUUCACACGCCUGGUCGGCGUGGACAUCAGGGCUCCGGCAGAGAAGGUACCUGCGGUCAGGCUUGACCUGAGCCCAAGCCUUCCAGCAGCUACCUUCUCCCUCGCCUUGAGUGAGAAAGAUCCCUUUGUCGCCACGGUUUGA
Messenger RNA from Symbiodinium pilosum, 531 nucleotides. Lineage: Eukaryota; Dinophyceae; Suessiales; Symbiodiniaceae. The record is from the annotation of a GenBank genome assembly.